GUUCUUGUUCUUGUGUUCUUGUCUAGAUUUUGUAACGUUCAGUUUCGCAGAUGCCUGGUAAAUGCAGUAGUGCUUGUUGAAUAGUGUUAAAAAGUUGUGAUACUAGUGGCUAAAAAAUGGCAGAUUUAGAUUCUUUAUCAGACGCAGAACUCAGAAAAAAAUUAGCAGAACAUAAUAUAUCUGCAGCUAUAACUGGAACCACAAGGAAGAUAUACAUCAAAAAGUUGAAGCAGUUGAUGGGCCAGGCGGAUUUGAAUGAUACAGCACCCAAUCGUAGCUCUGGAAAGUUUAGUUCUGGCGAGUCAAGUGAAGAUGAAUUGAAGAAACCUGCAACUCGUAGCAAGAAAAAUACUCCUUCAAAAGUAGUGAGUCCCACCGUCAAAACUACCAGACGCCGUUCUCCGGGCCGUGCUUCAGGUAAUUACAACGGCGAAACUCACACAUUCUCUGGCGACGAACAAGUUGAUAACGCUCAAGACACUCGUUCAAUUGAUACUUCAUAUGAAAACAGAAGUUCAAACAAGAUUUCUAGUCGACGAAGCUUGCAUCCUGAUUCUGAUUUAAGUAUUGGUCGUUCAAACAGUCAGUUACCUUCUUACGAAAAUGGCUUCAACAGUGCAAAUUUGGAGGGAACCAGAUCUUCGUUAUCAUCAAGUGCUAGCAGAUUGUCUAGAGGAUUGGAUGGUUCAAUUAUAUUCCCAUCGGCAAGUCUUUCUGAAGGCAGAUUCAAGUCAAGAUUCUUGAAUAACGACAAUGCUUCAUCACUCACCGCUAAACCACUCGGUGACAGCAAUUUCAUAUCCGAAUUGAAAAGUCGUUACGGUGCAAAUAAAUCAGCUUCAUCUACAUUCUCCAGUAGAUUUGGAAAUGAUGUCAAGGAAAGUGACGACGAAGAUCAUAUCGCAAACACUGUUACUCAGCCCACUAACGCCAGACCGAGAUACUACAAAUGGACCGCUGCAGAAAGUCCAUGGUGGAAGAAUUCGUCAGUGGUCUCCAUGAGUCUAGUUGCAUUUCUGGGCGUUUUCUUCUUGAUGAUAUUCCUCAUCUAUCUCGGUGCAGCACGAAAAGAUGCAUCCAUUUCCUCCCCAGAUACAAAUUUUCCAAUCUGUAGAGGGAACACUGCAGGAUCAGAGUGCAUAAUGCAUCAUGAAAUCCAACCACUGAUGGAGACGUUCCGACUGAUCUACAGCGAGCUGCACAAUCAUGUUGUGAAACACAAGUGUGAAAAUCCGGACAAGAAAACUGCUGUAAUGCUGCGACAAUUGUGCCAGUAUCUUAUCAAUAACGGAAAAUUGAACGUUUGGGACUUUGACGAUCGCGCUGACAACAACCUUCAAGUGUUGAUAAAAGCGAAUCCGCAGUGGGGUAUUUCAGUUGAUAACGACCUGUUGGACAUUCCGGAACCAGAUCUGCCCAUAGCCUGCUCAAUCAAAAACAAUUUUUACUACUUUUUUGGAUUAGUCGUCAAGCUUCUUCUGGGCAUUGCGUUGCUAUGGGUCGGCUACAAAGCGGUGGAAUGGCGCAUGAGCAAAGCCGACGAGCAUAAGAAGCAGGUGUUCAAGCUGGUCGAGCAGAUCAUUGCCAUUGUGUCGGCGCACUGCGCAUGCGCAGAAAACAAGUUCAUGGCCAUCAACCAUGUCCGCGAUCAGCUGAUACCGCCCCAGCAACGCACCAACAUGCAGAGCGUGUGGGACGAAGCGGUGACCUAUCUGGAGAGCAACGAGUCGCGCAUGCGCACAGAGGUGCAACUGGUGAGCGGGGAGGAGUUCCGGGUGUGGCGGUGGCUGGGAGGGGCUGGGGGCCCGCCUGGGGGGGCACAGGGGGCGCCGCGACGCAAGGUGUGGCAGGGCCAGGCGUUCGAGACAAUGGAGGGAAGCGUCAACUCGCUAUCCGUCAGUCCCACGCCCUGUCUCAAGAUCCGACACAUGUUCGAUCCCGAAGUGGAGACGGGUGUGGACUGGAUGAGCGACGUUCGCAACGCCAUCUUGGAGAAGUGCAGCUCGGCAAGUGUGGUGCACGUGGCUCUGGAUCGGGGUUCGUCGGAGGGGUGUGUCUACCUCAAGUGCACCUCCCCACAGGAGGCGGGCAAGGCCUAUCGGGCGCUGCAUGGAUCCUGGUUUGACAGCAAGUUGGUUACAGUGAAGUACCUUCGCGUGGAGCGCUACCACGAACGAUUUCCGGAGGCGGAGGGUCUCACCACCCCCCUUCACCCCACCAACAACAAGAAACAGUCGCUGCAGUGAUGUCACCAUCACUACCACCUCACCAACACAAACUAACGUGUGUGUUCGUGUCGGUGAGAACAACUAUAGUGCAAAUUGUUAUCACUAUUUUAGUCAAGUGACAGAUACAAGUAUAGGCUACAAAUAUAUGUAGUAAGAUUCACUUGAAACUGUCAGCUGUGGUUGAAUGGAAGGCUUUGAUGGUAUAAUGCUGACAGUUGAUAGGGGAUCUUACUAACCAGUGUCUUAAUAUUGGUGAGAACUGACCUAACUAGUGCAGAAAAUACUUGGUGAGAACUUCACUGUUAUCUUCAACGAUUUGUGUUGUAGUGAAGGUGAAGAUGUUAUAGAUAUCCGUAUUAAAAUAGACUAAAACGACUUGUUAAAUUGUCACACUUAUUAAAACAUGUCAAACUUGUUUUGGUUGUUAGGACAUCAACUCAGGAGUCCAGUUUACCCAUUUUUACAGUAAAUCUAAUCUCAGUUUACUAGAGACUGGUGCAACAACCGAAACAAGUGUCUAAAGUUUUCAGUGUCUGUGACAAUUCAAUGUUGUUUUAUUUUAUGUGAUAACUGUCUUUACUAGUGUUAUUGCCAUAAUUAAGAAGACUAUUCUAAUUAAAUUGUGUGGCCAGCAGAAUUUGCAUGGCGAGAUUUGUUUUUUACCAGUGCUAUCGCUGUAAUUAUUAAUGUUUUAAUUAAGUGACCGGUUGAGGCCGUUUUGCAAACAAUCAUUAAUCACUUAUUUUCUUUGACAUUUUCCUUCAAUAAUGUUGAUUCAUAUCUAAUUAAACAGAAAAAUGACAUUAAUAUAAUUGAUAGGAAAUUGAUUAUAUUUGGAUAGGAUGGAAUUAUUGUAUGAUUAUUUUAGUUUGUUUAUAAUGUCAUUUAUUUUUUAUCAUUUAUUAAUUAGAUCAAAUUUCCGAUUCCAUCAUUAAAGAUGAAAUAUUUCAUACUUGAAUGCCUUUAAUGCAUCUCAAAUGCCAUUAAAAUAUCAAUUUCAUCUUCAAAAAACAUAAAAUCAAUAAUUAUUCAGGAAUAAUAUUGAGAGUACUGGAAGCACAAGCAUAACACUCUUUUCUCUUAUAAUUGAAGCUCUUCUACUUAUGAUAGCAGAAUGAUGCUCCUUUAUAGUUUGACUGAAAUGAAGUUUGUCAUAUGGUGAAGUUUUGGAGUCGAAAGUUUUUAUAAUUUAUAGAUAUGAAAGAGGUUUUUUUUUGUAACACGCUGAUACCUUUGUUGUAUGAUCUGGAAUUUGUAACUACUCCAAAAUAUUCUGUGAAUGGUAAAUUUCAUGUACCUGGUGGCAUUUUUUUACUGGCGUGUUUCAUUGCUGCCGUCUAUUGGUCAGAUUUUGGAAAGCACUUUUCGUUCUCACCAAUGUUUGAAAUAUGUUUUUGUGAAUUUUGAAUCGGGUUAAAGAAUAUUGUUUGAAGUAAUAGUGAGGGAAAGCUUUUGUUUUAAUGUUGGAGUGACACUUCGAAAUCAUUUGUGCCUUUGAUUUUUCGAGGCGAUUAAUCGAGUUUCAUAUUCAGCCAUUGAAGGAAUAUGAUGUGUAAUUAUGUUUUUUAUGAAUGAUCAUGACUGCUAGUUUAGUGUAAAUAUUCUAAUGUUCAUUCUUGUUCUAUUUUUCUAUUAUUAUCAUACUGAUUAUUAGAAGUGUGUAAAUUACAAAAAACUUUAGUGUGCAUUAGAUUCUUUGACUCAUCCAAAAUAUCAUUUCAGAUAAUAUUGUCGAGUUUCUCAACAUGAAGCACCUGACUAACAUAAAAAUUCAAGAAUUCGUUACAAUUAAAGUACUGUUCAUAAAGUUUUUGUUUUGUUAGAGUAUUAGAACAACUUUUCUUUAAGUUUGGCCUUUUAUUAUUAUUUGACCUUUAAAUUAUUGAUGUAUUGUAGGCUAAUUAUAGCUCUCUCCUACAGGUGUUGAUGUAACUUUUGUUUAUUGUUGAAUUAUGCAUUAUGAGUCUGGUGUUAGAUUGUUGAAGAAUAUUAUCAUAUGUAUCUUUAACAUAUUAUUGCUUGAACAAUGAGCCUUAUUUAGCCUAUUCUAAAUCUAAAGUCUUACUAAUGUUGAUGUUCUGUCUUGAGCAGUGAUCUAAAUUGAAUUGAAGAUGGUUUAAUAUUUUUGAAUUGAAGUAUUUCCAUAUAUACUACAAUCAAUUGAAGGUUAUUUCAGAUUUGUCAUAUGAAAGAUGUUGAAAAAUUGGCCUUGAAUCUUGUUCAAUAGUAUUUCAAUUUAUUUUACAGCCUACCUUUAUUUGAUAUCCGUUCUCAGAAAGAAAUUUAAAUGUAUAUUUUUAAUUUGUGAAAAUUUAAUCUGUUAUUUUCAAUGAACUUAAGUGGAAAAACUAAUAAAUCUAUUUUCAUGGUUGAUCGUGAAAUUUCCAAUUGCAGGGAAUCCUUGUGAAUAUCAAACCUAAAAUUUGAAGCUAAUAGGCAUGUAGAAAAAUUAUCAUGUUGUAUCAACAGCACAACUAGUUUAUCCUAGUUUCUUUACAUUCUUACGCAUUAUAUUUAUUAAAUUUCCUUUUUAAAUUAUUGUACAUUAUUUUGUUUAAUAAUCUUGGUGUAAAUUACAAACUACAAUGAUUUUACUGUUUUACAACUAAACUGCCUAGAAUUUCUAUGAUGCAAUGCUAUGAUAUGAUUUACUUUUCUUUGAUUUUUUUCAAAAUAUCCGGAAAUGGAUAAGAAUUGUGUAGACUAAUUUUGGGAUAUAGUUUCAGGAUUUCCUUUCUCAUGUAUGUGUAUUAAUCUUCCUUCUGACACAGAUGAAUGAUAACCAUUAUUCCUUCUGAAUAACUUAUACAUCAUAGUAAGCACAUUAGUGAUAAUAAUUUUUCACAAGAUAAUUACAGAAAAGUAGUAAUUCAUAACCUAGAUCAUAUUUCUCUAGCUCAAUUCAUUUGUAUAUUUCUAUCCGAGUUAAUACUCAAAUGAAUAAUAAUUGUUACUUUCCUGUAAAAUUAAUGCUAUUAUAAAAUGUAAUUUUGUGAAAAUGAAGAGUUGUGUAUUUUUAAUAAAAACAUUGGUUAACGAUAGA
Nilaparvata lugens (brown planthopper) is the source of this 5271-nucleotide messenger RNA. It is a transcript of the gene MAN1, whose product is annotated as inner nuclear membrane protein Man1. Lineage: Eukaryota; Metazoa; Arthropoda; Insecta; Hemiptera; Delphacidae. Gene Ontology annotation, cellular component: nuclear inner membrane. The transcript has 10 exons. Bases 117 to 2246 code for a protein of 709 amino acids. Gene Ontology annotation, biological process: nuclear envelope organization; negative regulation of BMP signaling pathway. The record is from RefSeq and is a predicted model, not a curated record. Gene Ontology annotation, molecular function: chromatin DNA binding.